AAACGGCCUUACUUCGAGCAAUUAAGAGAAAUUGUGCCAUUAAAACUGUCAGGUACUUGGACUAUUUCCAUGUGAUGACUUAUGAUUUCCAUGGCUCCUGGGAUGGACAAACAGGGGAGAACAGCCCUCUGUACAAAGGCCCCGCUGACACUGGUGACCUCAUCUAUUUCAACGUUGAUUAUGCUAUGAACUAUUGGAAGAGCAAUGGUGCUCCAGCUGAGAAACUCCUGGUUGGAUUCCCAACCUAUGGACAUAGCUACAUCCUCAAGAAUCCAUCCAACACUGCUGUUGGGGCACCAACAUCGGGCCCUGGGCCAGCUGGGCCUUACACAAGGCAGUCUGGUUUCUUAGCUUACUAUGAGGUAUGUGUGUUUCAUCACAUCAAGGCAGCCAUGUAUGGUCUCAAAACUUCCUAGAAAGGAAUUUUAUGUCAUGGAUUCAUGGAGUAUUCCAACCACCCAUUUCUAUGGGACAGUUACUAAAUUCCCUCUCUCUGCCCUUUCCUCAUAGACGUGCACAUUACUAUUAGGUAUGUGUGUUUCAUCACAUCAAGGCAGCCAUGUAUGGUCUCAAAACUUCCUAGAAAGGAAUUUUAUGUCAUGGAUUCAUGGAGUAUUCCAGCC
Molecule: messenger RNA, 623 nt
Organism: Phasianus colchicus (ring-necked pheasant)
Lineage: Eukaryota; Metazoa; Chordata; Aves; Galliformes; Phasianidae
Source: RefSeq, a predicted model, not a curated record